UAAGCACCGCCUCCGGUAUUUAACCACCACACCCAUCUCACACUGCAUAGCAGGGACUAUUCUGCACUUUUGCUCUGUUGGUCACCAAGGACAUCAGGGAUGGCUCUGGUUUCUGAGUUCUUAGGUCAACUCACUCUGAAUCUGGGAGGUGGCGAGCCCACCUACCCUACUGUGGUGCCAGUGGGUGAUUUUGACCCUGAUAAAGAUGCUGCCAGAAUUGAGACUGCUAUCAAAACUAAAGGGGUGGAUGAGCAAACCAUAAUUGAUAUCCUCACCAAACGGACAUAUAACCAAAGACGAGAGAUCGCCUUUGCAUAUGAGAGGAGAGCCAAGAAGGAUAUGAUCUCAGCUCUAAAGGGGGCGCUGUCUGGCUCUCUGGAAACAGUAAUUCUAGGCCUCAUGAAGAGCACUGCACAAUAUGAUGCCUCUGAAAUCAAAGCCUCUGUCAAGGGUCUGGGGACAGAUGAAGAGACCCUGAUUGAAAUUGUCUGCUCUCGAAGCAAUGCAGAGCUCAUCGAGAUUAAGAAAGUCUACAAGGAAUUGUUCAAGAAGGACCUGGAGAAGGACGUUGCUGGUGACACUUCAGGAGACUUCGCUAAACUGCUGCUGGCUUUGGUUCAGACCAAGAGAGAUAGUCCCAGCUCUAUCGUUGACUACCAGAAAAUCGAUGAUGAUGCUAGAGCCUUGUAUGAUGCUGGAGUCAAAAGAAAAGGCACUGAUGUGAAGACCUGGAUCUCCAUCAUGUCAGAGAGAAGUGUUCCUCACCUCCAGAAAGUGUUUGAGAGAUACAAGAGUUAUAGCCCCUACGACAUGCAGGAGAGCAUCCGGAAGGAGGUGAAAGGAGAUCUAGAGUUGUCCUUCCUGACACUGGUUCAAUGCUUUGAAAACAAGCAGCUCUAUUUUGCCAACAGACUGCAAGACGCCAUGAAGAGCAAAGGUGCAAAGGAAAAGUUGCUGACCCGAAUCAUGGUGUCCCGAUGUGAGGUGGACCUAAAGAAGAUCAGACAAGAGUUCAAGGCCCACCACGGGAAGUCUUUGUACCAAACCAUAGCUGAGCACACAAAGGGAGAUUACCAGAGGGCCCUGUUGAGUCUGUGUGGAGGAGACGACUAAACCAGACCAUCACGGCUCCCGGCAGUCGCCAGGAAGGCUCACGAGAAGGACUUGAGCUCUGUGCAGGGCUAGACAUACAUCUCCUGCACCUGGCCUUGAAUAUAGUCCCUACCCUGCUGCAGCUUUAGAUACAGGCAAUCAGUAAACAUGCACUCACUUAGACUGGAAAUAACCAGUGUUUUCCAUUAAGGACGAUUGCCCUUUAUAAGAUCUAAAUGUGCCAUAUCUGGUUUUGAACCUCAUUUAUUAAUCAGAUCAGCAAUAAAGCGAACUGAUACUGGCACAUUUUAACUGAAGUACUUGGUUGUUACAACUAUAUACAUUGUACUUUUCUGGGCAGACAUGAGUUUUCUUUACUAAGGAAUAAAAGAGUAACACAA
Myxocyprinus asiaticus (Chinese sucker) is the source of this 1493-nucleotide messenger RNA. Its product is annotated as annexin A2-like. Gene Ontology annotation, molecular function: cytoskeletal protein binding; calcium-dependent phospholipid binding; calcium ion binding. The record is from RefSeq and is a predicted model, not a curated record. Lineage: Eukaryota; Metazoa; Chordata; Actinopteri; Cypriniformes; Catostomidae. The transcript is spliced from 13 exons. The coding region runs from base 100 to 1113 and encodes 337 amino acids. Gene Ontology annotation, cellular component: cytoplasm.